Messenger RNA from Cryptomeria japonica (Japanese cedar), 1023 nucleotides. RefSeq lists its product as uncharacterized. The coding region runs from base 1 to 1023 and encodes 340 amino acids. The transcript is spliced from 3 exons. The record is from RefSeq and is a predicted model, not a curated record. Lineage: Eukaryota; Viridiplantae; Streptophyta; Pinopsida; Cupressales; Cupressaceae.
AUGGGCUUUUUAAAGUUAAGGAUUAAGGAUUGGAAUGUGAUGCAUUUUAAGAAUAUUUUUGGUGAAAAGGCCAGGAUUCAGGAGGAAAUUGAGCAGCUUAAUGAAAGCAUUGUUGCUUCAGGUAUGUCUUCCUUAAUGUAUGAUAAGCUAAAGUUGUUGAAUCUGCAGUUGAGUGAGACCUUGGCUAGGGAAGAAUCUUAUUGGAGACAGAAGUCUAGGGACCUUUGGCUUUCCGAAGGCGAUCGAAAUACUAAAUUCUUUCACUCCUCUUCUAAGCUUAAGAGACUUCGCAAUCGAAUCUCUUGUAUUAUUGACUCUAAUGGUAAUAAUUUGAUGGAUGAGGAUGAUAUAGCCGCCGAAGCUGUUAGGUUCUUUAAGUCUCUUCUUACAGCAGAGCCGGUGGUGGUGGAUGAUGAGUUUGUAAACUCGAUCCCCCCUUUAGUAUCUCAAGAGGAUAAUAGGAUGCUUAUGGCCCCCUUCUCGUUGGCUGAAUUGAAAGAGAUAGUCUUUUCCAUGCAUCCGGAAAAGGCGUCGGGUCCGGAUGGAUUUACGGCUUUAUUCUUUCAGAAAUGUUGGGACUUUAUAGGAAAUGAUGUGCUGCUAGCCUUGGAGGAAUCUAGAAGGAAUAGGUCGAUAUUAAGAGAACUUAAUACCACUCUUAUUGCUAUUAUUCCGAAAGGUGGUUUUGUGCCUGGUCGGGAAACUUCUGAAGGUGCCAUUGUAGCUCACGAAAUCCUGCACUCCAUAUCUCAGCAAAAGGUCCCAGCCAUGAUUCUUAAACUAGACAUGGUAAAAGCUUAUGAUCGUGUUAAUUGGCAGUCCUUGGUGGCGGUUUUGUAUCGUUUAGGGUUUUCGUGUAGCUGGGUUAAGUGGGUGUUUUCAUGCAUCAGAGUGGAUGGCCUCCCUUCUUCACAAUCUCAUUGCUUAUUUGCUGAUGAUACGCUUCUGUUUGGGGUGGCCUCUAUGAGGGAAGCUCGAGUUAUUAAGAAAAUUAUUUCUGAUUAUGCUGCUUUUUUUGGAUAA